CGGACCGAUUCCAUGCUCGGGUUUAUUGCCCGCAUCAACAAGUUCUGUUCUGGGGUUUCCCAGCUUGCGUGUUCCUCUACGACACUGGGCCACAGCCCGGCCCCGGAUGACUGGUCCCCUUUCCCACCCAACGCACUGCAGGACACAACGUCGACGGAGUGCAAUCUUACACCUUCCCAAAUCAACCGAGUGUUGGUCAUAUUCUGGACCAGACUGCAACCAUUGGUGCCAAUAGUCAGUCGCGAGGAUCUCAGGGUGCCGGAUUCCUCAUCCCCCGAGCCUUUCUCACCACUUCGUGAUGCCGUCACCGCAUACUCGAUGCAGUAUAUAUAUUACACUGGACUGCACACUCGCCUCCUCGGUCUUCAUUGGGACCAAUCCCAGUCCGUCAAGCAGAGUUCGAUGGUUGGUCUACCGUACUUUCAACGCUGCCUGCAGGCCACCACGCAGUAUAGUAUGACCUUUUCCGAGCCAUCAAUGGCGACUCUCCAGUGCUACUGUUUUAUGGCCCUCUACUUACUUGAUGCCGGCCAACACGCUCCAGCGUAUAAUAUGAUUGGCUUGGCUCUGCGAAUCGCGCAGUCGCUAAAUAUCGAUCUAGAGACACGGCCUGGGGCUACGGUUCAGGGCUGUGAACUCUUCCAUCGGAUCUGGUGGACACUGAACCACCUCGACUUUCGCUGUUCACGGCAUUUGGGCAAGCCCAUCAGUGUUCGUUUACAGGAUUGCAUGUGUCCUCUGCCAACCAGUGAAUCUCACAGUCUACUCGACCCAGGAAGCACUCUCUAUCACACCCAAUCCAUCCGCCUCACAGCUGCUGCGUUGACGAUCAUCGAGUCCACUGGCUGUAUUUCUAUUCCUGCCCAGCGCCAGAAAGAACCUACGGAGAUUGAAAACCGAGCCCGGAUUCUGUCCGACGAAUUGCACCAUCUGCAUCAAUGGCGAACGGACUUGCAGAGUCAUGAACCGUUCGGUAACCUCAAACUAGAUGUUGCGGACACGCCUGCGGAUCCGGACGAAGAGCCCGAGGUUGAGCUCACUUACAUCAUGAGACAGCCAAUGGAAAUUCUGUUGACGACCUUACUGGAACUUCAGUACCACAAUGUCAUCAUUACUCUUCACCGGGUCUUCAUCCAGUUCCCAAGUCACCCACUCAUCCCCAAAUCCAGUCCGCGGGCGGACGCUCAUAAUGCCACGGCUCUCAAUCAUGCUUUGGCCAUGAUCAGACUCACUCACCACCGCAUGGCCACCUGUGAUGUCCUUCACGGCGUGCCGGAGGUCUACCAAUACCAGUGGAAUGCGGUAUUAACGCUCGUCGGAUUCAUGCUCGCAUACCCAUAUUGCCACAGGUGUCCCCGGGCCCGACGGUAUAUCCGCCUGGCUUUGGAGAUAUUUGACUCGGCUGGGAGCAAAAGCGCCGCUAUGGUUCGUGCCGCAGCGCUCACCCGUCAUUUAUCCAGCAAAGUGGACACUCUAUUGCGCAUCCUUAAUAUCGACGAUCCUCUUGCACCCGUUCAAACCUCGGAGGUAGGGCGUCAACGGUUGCAGCAGGACCAGGCCACCAGUGACAUCACCCCAGUAAUCAAUGCCCCAGUGCCGAUGGACGAUCCACAACCACCUCUACCCUGCCUUCCAGAGCCGAGCCUAGAUUCCUUGUGGUCCUGGGCCGAUCUGAUGAAUCUGGAAGCUUGGCCCAACUAUUGUGAUGAAGUCAGCGAGGCGUUCAUGGACCCAACCAAGUUUUGAUGCCAGGCCAGUCAUACGUUGACAUCAGAACAACCAUUUUUGGAAAGUUCCCUUGCAACACUGGAGCUUUUAGAUCCUGACCCUUUGAAAUUUAUCUAAAUCAACCCUGUAUUU
Messenger RNA from Aspergillus ibericus CBS 121593, 1860 nucleotides. Its product is annotated as putative transcription factor. Lineage: Eukaryota; Fungi; Ascomycota; Eurotiomycetes; Eurotiales; Aspergillaceae. The record is from RefSeq and is a predicted model, not a curated record. Bases 13 to 1746 code for a protein of 577 amino acids. The transcript has a single exon. Gene Ontology annotation, cellular component: nucleus. Gene Ontology annotation, biological process: DNA-templated transcription; positive regulation of transcription from RNA polymerase II promoter by galactose. Gene Ontology annotation, molecular function: zinc ion binding; DNA-binding transcription factor activity, RNA polymerase II-specific; RNA polymerase II cis-regulatory region sequence-specific DNA binding.